AGCUUUCGGACGAUCCUCACUCUCGCUCUCACCACGCAGGCCUGACCGCCGUCAGUCUCGACAUAUAUUUCUCUGAAGACGCGUUCAUAAUGGCUUUCAAGAUUGAGGAGUUACCUACCGAGCUCGUCGCGCAUAUUCUCGCGGAUCUUGACUGUAUCGACUUGUUGAGAUGCAGAGAGGUCUGUCGUAUGUUUGACGCUGUCGUCGAGGACAGCGCCGUCCUGCAGUACAAGAUAGAACUGCUGAAAGCCGGCCAGGAAGAUAACCAUCGUCUGGGCAUACUCAGCGCGGCGGAACGCCUGCAGCUGCUCCGGAAGCACCAAGCGGCCUGGGCGUCGCUCGACUUCAGUUACCAAAAGUCGGUACCCAUGCUCAUCGGUCACACCUGGGAGCUUUACGGCGGAGUGUUGGCGCAGGGGACGGACCAGUCCAAUCUGAACUUCAGGCAGCUGCCGUCCGCGCUCAGGAGCAUCGAGGAGAAGGAGUGGAAGAUCGAGGGGCUCGGUUUCGAGAUUCGCGACUUCUCGAUGGAUCCUGCGCAGGACUUGCUGGUGGCCAUCCAAAUGCCGGAUUCGCCGACCAGCGUGUUCCACGUCCACCUACGCAACAUGUACACCGGUGCACCACACCCCGCUGCACCCAACCCCGCCGUCCUCACGCACCAGCCCGAUGGGACGCAAGCAUCUUAUGGCAUCCAGAUAUCCGGCGACCACAUCGGCAUCUUCGUGUUGAGUGCGAACGAGAUCAGCAACGAGGUCGUCAUAUGGAACUGGAAGACAGGCGUCUGCAAGCUCCGGCACGUCCUCAUCGGACUCGCGAAACGGCCUCUCAACCAGGCCGAGCUGCAGGCGCUCAACAUAGCGGAUGAGCCCCAGCUUCUGGUCGUCGACUACCUUGCGGGAACCGGCGACCUGGUGAAGCUCGAGGACGCCGACUUUGUCUGUGCGUUCCACUAUCCCGUCAUGGUGGCCCAUGCAACCCAGCGCCUGGAUGGACACCACACCCGGACCUCCGCGCCGUUCUACACAGCUCGUGGAGAUAGGCUGUUGGCGAUCAGCUUCACGGUCUACUCGAUUCUGGAGGGGCACACCCAGGCGUUGCUCUUCGUCCGAACGUCAACAUUUCUGUCUCACGUCGACGUUCUCAAAAGCGACACAAAGCGCCGCUUCCGAUGGGAUGAGUGGGGCCCAAACCAGACACGGAUGCUGCGCGCGCCCCGUACCCACUCUUCUGUCUGGGUCUGCUACGUCUUUGGGAUGCGGUUCGUCACGUUCAGGAGACGGCGCGGCCAGCCGACGUGUAUCAAGAUGUACGACUUCAGUCGAUAUCCGCGCGAUCGUCGGACGGCGCCGGAGCCGGACGAAGGGGAAGACGUGCUUGGCCUGGAAGACCGCUGGAUGGACGGGGAGACUGAAAUGCCAGAGGGCAUCUUUGAAGACAAGGUUACGACGUCGUUGCCCUACCACACGCGCUACAUGAUUCCGCCCCGUGGGGACGGCGAGAAGGACAUCCAGUGUGUCAUGCUGAGCGAGGACACUAUUAUCACCAUGUGCGGUGUCGAGGACCACGGUCGCAACAUUCGGCUAAUGACUUUCUGAAUCUGGACGCGGAUCUCGGGGAUGCGGUCAUGAGGCGGUUGCCCAUGGUCCUUCUCGUGGUUCUGCUACACAUACAGGAACGCUGGCCGAUGAUCUUCAGCUUGCGCCCUCGGUCGUAUGUCAACGCGACUGCGGGGGCUAUGCACGGCUAAGGCAGGCGUCAUCCCGGAUAUCAGGUCUUCAGGAGUGAAAUCCGCGCAUCAUGGCACGUUAACGCUGUAUGCAGACAUAGGCUCCGUGCGUGAAGCGGAUGGAUCUAUAGAGAAUGCCAUUGUAUUAUAGACAGCGCAAUGAAUAUGGGUAUGCAUGACGUGCCAUGAGCACUGAGCAACAU
This is a messenger RNA of Fomitopsis serialis, 1932 nucleotides long. RefSeq lists its product as uncharacterized. The transcript has 6 exons. Gene Ontology annotation, molecular function: protein binding. NCBI's taxonomy places the organism in Eukaryota, Fungi, Basidiomycota, Agaricomycetes, Polyporales, Fomitopsidaceae. The record is from RefSeq and is a predicted model, not a curated record. Bases 90 to 1598 code for a protein of 502 amino acids.